GACCGGCCCAUUGGAACAUGGCUGUUGUAUCUGCCAUGUACUUGGAGCAUAGGCUUGGCUGCAGAGCCAUGUUGCUUUCCAGACUGGUAUAUGCUGUCACUGUUUGGUGCUGGAGCAGUUCUGAUGCGUGGAGCAGGCUGUACAAUCAACGACAUGUGGGAUCAGGAGUAUGACAAAAAGGUUACCAGAACAGCAAGUAGACCAAUAGCUUCUGGAGAUAUCUCAGCUUUUCAAGCCUUGGUUUUUCUUGGGGGACAACUUAGCUUGGCUUUAUGUGUGCUGCUCUGCCUGAAUUACUAUAGCAUUGCUCUAGGAACAGCUUCUUUGUCUCUUGUGAUUACUUACCCCCUGAUGAAGAGAAUCACGUAUUGGCCACAGUUAGUUUUGGGGCUUACAUUUAAUUGGGGUGCCUUGCUUGGGUGGUCUGCCAUCAAAGGCUCAUGUGAUUGGUCUGUCUGUGUGCCUUUGUACUUUUCUGGAGUUAUGUGGACAUUGAUAUAUGACACUAUCUAUGCUCAUCAGGAUAAAAGAGAUGAUGUUGUCAUUGGUGUGAAAUCGACAGCUCUACGAUUCAAGGAAGACACCAAGCAAUGGCUCAGUGGUUUUGGUGGCAUUAUGCUCAUGGGUUUGUGUGUGGCGGGAAUGAAUUGUGAUCAGACCUUCCCUUACUACACAGCAGUGGCUGCCGUAGGGGCCCACUUAGCUUACCAGAUUUACACUUUGGACAUAAACAAACCUGAAGAUUGUUGGAAGAAGUUUACCUCUAACCGCACAUUAGGAAGUUUACUUUUCAUAGGGAUUGUUCUUGGAAAUCUGUGGAAAAGAAAAAAUCCCAAAGAAAAGGAAGAAUUGUUAGAGAUCAGCUAGUGAAUGUGAUAAGCACUGGUAACUGAUGUUUAUUUAAGGUACUGUAUUGAAAUGUCUGGCCAAGAGGAGGACAGGGGAAAAGUAUCUGUCCAGAAGAUAUUUACAGUACUGGUCAGGAGAUGCUUCCAAGGCCUAGGACCAUGAGGCCUGGCUUCCCAACCCCUGCCCCCCUCGUACCAGAGCAAGAAGCCAGGGGUGUCUGGCACUGUACACUCCAGAAUGAUACUGUUAGUCGCACCUGUGUGGGAGGAAAAAUACUUGGGGGUAGAACUACUAAAGAUUUUAUUGCUUACAUUAUAUAGACCCAUGGUCAUUAUUUUUAAGACAGUGCAGUAGAAAACAGGACAGUUUUUAGUAUUUAUCUCAUGAAUAUGCUUACAAGACUGAGUCAGCCUGUAUUGUUGAAAGUGAGGCUUCUUACUUGCAUUUGCUCUUGAAUUGUUAAAUAGAUCCUGUCUGAUAUGAAUGUUUUGUAAAAAGUAUAUUACUUUGUGGUCACUUGUACUUUGUAACACAAGAGGCAUCUCACAGGAGAUAGCAUGAGGAAAUGCAAUGAUACUGUAAUAUAAAAUAAAGUCUGCUGUAUGAA
Alligator sinensis (Chinese alligator) is the source of this 1456-nucleotide messenger RNA. RefSeq names its product coenzyme Q2, polyprenyltransferase (gene COQ2). Gene Ontology annotation, cellular component: mitochondrial inner membrane. Bases 91 to 867 code for a protein of 258 amino acids. Gene Ontology annotation, biological process: ubiquinone biosynthetic process. The record is from RefSeq and is a predicted model, not a curated record. Lineage: Eukaryota; Metazoa; Chordata; Crocodylia; Alligatoridae. The transcript is spliced from 7 exons.